AUGGUACCCCGAGUUUGGUCUCUGAUGAGGUUCCUCAUCAAGGGCAGUGUGGCUGGGGGUGCUAUCUACCUGGUGUACGACCAGGAGCUGCUGGGGCCCAGUGACAAGAGUCAGGCGGUCCUUCAGAAAGCCGAGGAGGUGGUCCCCACUGCCGUGUACCAGUUCAGCCAGUACGUGUGCGAGCAGACAGGCCUGAAGUUACCACAGCUCCCAGCCCCUCCAAAGUUUAACUUUCACAUCCGCGACUCUUGGAAUUCAGGCAUCAUCACCAUGAUGUCAGCUCUGUCCGUGGCCCCCUCUAAGGCCUGGGAGUACUCCAAGGAGGGCUGGGACUACCUGAAGGAGCGAACCAAGUAG
Messenger RNA from Rangifer tarandus platyrhynchus (Svalbard reindeer), 357 nucleotides. The record is from the annotation of a GenBank genome assembly. Lineage: Eukaryota; Metazoa; Chordata; Mammalia; Artiodactyla; Cervidae.